Molecule: messenger RNA, 1772 nt
Organism: Durusdinium trenchii
Lineage: Eukaryota; Dinophyceae; Suessiales; Symbiodiniaceae
Source: the annotation of a GenBank genome assembly
CGAACAAAUGAACAAAGAAUCCUGAGACACAGACUUAGAUUUAGAUCUUAGAUUCGACACAGCUUGCGCCCGCCAUGAGCUGGACACGGCCGUGGUGUUGGAGUUUAUUGGGCCUAGGCCUACUUGGUGCGGACUUCGUUCAGGCGGAGCAGUCCUGCACAGUGGAGGACGCCCACUGCAACGGAGAAGCCGCGGGGAAGCUGGACGAGGACGUGAAGGACUGCGGCUGCGGCUCCCUCGCUCGCGCGGAAGGCCGUUCAGAUGAGGUGCCUAAGGUGGCUUCUGCAACCUUGGCUGCCGCACUGUCCGCGAGUGCGAUUAGGCACAAUCAAGAGAUGGUCCAGAUCCCAGCUGGUCGUUUCCACAUGGGCGAUCGCAAGGAGCGAGUCCAUUUUCCCCAGGAUGGAGAGGGGCCAGUUCGCCCGGUUCGGAUGUCUGGCUUUUAUUUGGACACCUUUGAGGUUAGCAAUUGGAAGUUCUGGGACUUCGUGGUGGAGACGCAGUACGUCACGGAUGCAGAGCGUUUAGGAGACUCCUUCGUGGCAGAGGUGUACUUGUCGGAUGCUGUGAGCGCCACCAUCUUGAAGAAGGUGGAUGCAGUGCCCUGGUGGCUCCCGGUGCCCAACGCCUCGUGGCGCACGCCGGAAGGCGUCGACAGCGGUUUGGACGAAGCCUCUGGAAGCCGUUUUGGCGACCGCUGGAGCCACCCAGCAGUUCAUAUUUCAUGGAAUGAUGCCAAUGCAUACUGCCAUUGGCGCAAUGCAUCCCUACCCACGGAGGCACAGUGGGAGUAUGCAGCGCGAGGUGGCCUCGAGGGGAUGUACUACCCUUGGGGUGAUGAAAUGUAUGGCAAUGAGACCAAGGAGGAUGAAGCAAGAUAUCGGAUGAACAUUUGGCAGGGCCAAUUCCCCACGUUGAAUACAGCAGAAGACGGGUACAUCAAAACUGCUCCAGUGGAUGCUUUUGGACCUCAGAAUGACUGGGGAUUGUACAACAUGGUGGGCAAUGUCUGGGAAUGGACCAAUAAUUGGUUUAGCCCGGUGCAUUUCCUGACCGAAGAGAAUCAAGCGACGGGCUUCGUGGAUCCUGAAGGGCCCACGGAGGAGGAGCUGGACGAGCUGGUGGAGAGGGGAUAUGUCAAGAAGGAUGCGUCUGGAGCCUUCGAGAAGAUCAAGAAAGGGGGCUCCUUCAUGUGCCACAAGUCGCACUGCUGGCGCUACCGCAACUGCGCGCGGCACCACCUGCCAGCCGACAGCACCGCUCAUCACAUCGGACUGCGUUGCGCGAGAGCCAUGAGCGGCGCAGCCCUUGACAUUGAGUGAAAAAGGGCGAGCGAAGUGGUGGAUGGUGGAAGGGUUCGUAGCAUGGGCUGGGUGCCCAAGGUUUCUUUUCUAAAUACGGAACUGGAAGUAUUUGGGGGCUGGGCAGUGCUUCGUGUCAUGUCAACAAGAGGCUUUUGGUAUUUGUGUUGGAUUUUGUGGUUACGGAUGAUAAGCAUGGUAGCAUCUUGGUUCGUGUUGAUUGCUCCCUUGAGUCUUGGGCAAUUGAUUGAAGAAGCAAGGUGCAUUGUGUUGCAACACCGCCGUGUCCAGUUUUCACCGAACUUGAUCCGUGGCUUCGCCGGUCACAAGCAGGCCUGUCAAAGGUCACAAACACGCCAACAAGAGGUCAAAGGAUCACUACCCCCUUGCGGUGCUUGACCCCUGAACCGGUGAGGAUAAGGUAGUAGUGAUGUCAAAGGUAGUUUUUUUGUGGUGACCUCCAGGCUGCAG